CGCGGGUCAAGCUCCUCGGGCUCUAGAGCUGGAGCUGGAGGAGUCAUUGGUGACAGUGGUGGUGGUGGUGCGGGCCAAUGCGCCGCUAACAUGCACCCGGUCCUGCCUACCGCGCUGCUACUCUGCUGGCUCGCCCUCGUCGAAGGCCUGCCCCUGCAGCCCAUCGCACCGGGCCGAGGGAUCAUUCGUAGCUCGUACAUCCUACACUACGAGCCGGCCUGGUACGAUGCAUCCGUGCUGCGCCGACACCGAGAUCGAGUGCGCCGUGACGCUUCGUGGCUCGCGAAGGAUCAGCCGCUUAUCCUGCGAGUCCGCGCCCUCGACAAGCAAUGGACGAUGCGUUUGGUGCGCGAUUCCAAUUUGUUUUCAAACGAUGCAGUUUUCGAGGGAACUGACGGCCCCAUCAACUUCGACACGAGCCACUCGUACACCGGCACAAUACUCGAGGACGAGAACGCGUCGGUCCAGGCCGUCGUGACGGAGGACGGUCUGCUGGACGGCAGCGUGGUGACGAGCCUCGACGAGUACUACAUCGAGCCGUCCAGCAGAUACUCGAGCGACGAAGACGACACCUCGCCGUACUACCACACCAUAGCCUAUCGCAAGUCCGAUGUCGAGAAGCCGAGCCAGCCGCUGCGCUGCGCCAGCCAGGAUCUCAAGAAUGGCAGACUUCGGGAGUCGUUGCAGAAGCCCGGAUCGUCGAACGAUACCUCGGAGCCGCUCUACGAACACUUGCUGGACAAUGAGGUCCAAUCGCACGGCGGAUUCUACUCGAAGGAGUUCACCGAGCUCCCGGAAGUGCAGCGCGAUAAUCUCGAAAGGAUAUACCAGGAGCACCAGCAGGAGCGUCACGCGAGGCACCUAAACAAACGCGACACGGUGGACCCGCGCAAGACGACCUGCAUGCUGUAUCUCCAGGCGGACCAUCAGUUCUUCGCGCGAUACGGCACGGAGGAGGCCUGCAUCGAAGUUAUGACCAGGCACGUGCAGAAAGUCAACGAGAUCUACAAGCACACCGACUUUAAUCAAGACGGGCGACCGGACAACAUCAGCUUCAUGAUAAAGCGAGUCAAGGUGCACAGCGGUGACGCUCUGCGGGACCCGAACUACCGAUUUCCCGGCAACUACGGCGUCGAAAAAUACCUCGAGCUCUUUUCCGAGGAGGACUACGACGCGUUCUGCUUGGCGUACAUGUUCACGUACCGGGACUUUGAGAUGGGCACGCUGGGAUUGGCCUGGACCGGAGACCUCAAGAACGCCGGCGGAGUAUGCGAAAAGAACGGGCACUACCGUGGCAGCAUGAAAUCCCUGAACACCGGCCUGGUAACGCUGCUCAACUACGGCAAGCACGUGCCACCCGCGGUCUCGCACGUGACCCUCGCCCACGAGAUCGGACACAAUUUUGGCUCGCCUCACGACCCGGAGCAAUGCACGCCCGGCGGCGAGGACGGCAAUUUCAUAAUGUUCGCCCGUGCGACGAGCGGCGACAAGCGCAACAAUAAUCGCUUUAGCCCGUGCAGCCUGACCGCCAUCAACCCUGUGCUCAACACCAAGGCUCGCUCGCCCAAGGGCUGCUUCACCGAGCCACAAGCCUCGCUGUGCGGCAACGGCGUGGUCGAGGACGGCGAGGAGUGCGACUGCGGCUGGGAGGAGGACUGUCGGGACUCGUGCUGCUUCCCUCAACGGCGCUACCCACCCGCCGAGGAGGUGCCCUGCACCCUCACCCCCGGCUCGAUUUGCAGUCCCAGCCAGGGCCCGUGCUGCACGACCGACUGCAGACUGAAGUUCGGGGAGAAGUGCCGCGAGGACAACGGCUGUCGGGACGCGAGUUUUUGCGACGGACGUACCCCGUACUGUCCCCCCUCGAUCAACAAGCCCAACAAGACCAUCUGCAACAAAGAGCUCGUUUGCUUCAUGGGGGAGUGCACAGGUAGCAUCUGCCUCGCCUACGGACUCGAGUCCUGCCAGUGCAUCCCCCUGCCCGACGACCCGCCCACCAAGGCCUGCGAGCUCUGCUGUCGCGUGCCCGGAGAGAAUCAGCCGUGCCUGUCGUCGUUCGAUUGGAACUCGCCGCCGUACGACAUUCCGGACAUGUUCGCUAAGCCGGGGACGCCCUGCAACGACUACAUCGGCUACUGCGACGUGUACCAGCGCUGUCGGGAGGUCGACCCCAGCGGGCCGCUCGCCACGCUUAGGAAGCUGCUCUUGUCCGACGAGAAUCUGGCCACCUUCAAGCGAUGGAUGUACGAGCACUGGUACGUCAGCUCGUUGGUGCUCAUCGCUCUUCUUACUCUGGUGGCGAUCGUCGUGAGAUUGUUGCCGAAACGGGAGGGCAAGAAGCUCAAGUCGGUGACGAUAAUCCACAGCUCGACGACGGAGACGGUGAGGCUGCCACCGGAGGGUGCGGAGGGCGUGACGGUGCAUCCACCGGCGGUGAGGGCGAAGCUGCCCCUCAGCAAGAAAGUCCGGGAGAAGCGUCGCCGGCCCAAGCGUAAGAACGACGCCCACGACAAGGCGGCCAAGGUAAAACGAAAGCGCGUGGUAGCCGCAGCCGCGGCUCAGCAGGCGGGCGUCCAACCCCCGGACGAGAUUUCCCGGAAAGCACGGCAGGUGGGCUCGGCCGUCGUGCCCGAGGUCUCCUCGCCUCCCGUCCUCGACGCGACGACGAGCAAGCCUGCCCCGCCGCCGCAGUCGUCGUCCUCCGCGCUCCAGCAGUUCAUGAAGCGCAAUGCGAAGGACAAGCCGGAAAAAGCCCCGGCCGACAAGAAAAAGUCAAACGGCCAGCAGCAACAGCAGGUGGCCCAGCAGUUGCGCAAAAAAAAGGAGGUGAUCGACUACUCGGCAGCUCAAGCCGAGAAGACCAACGAAGCGGUCCCGGUGGCAGUGGCAAGUGGGCCGACGGUUCCGGCGUCGGUGCCUGUGGCGCUUCCCGUGGCUAACAACCCGGUGCCGACCCCAGUGGUCAUCGGUACCGUCGCCGGAGCCGAUCCCAAGACCAAAGUGCGCUCGUGGCUGCUUGCCUCCCACUGUCGCGUCGACGCGCCAAAGACCGCCACUGCUGUGGCUAACGCUGCUGCCUCCAUUGCCGUUGGGUUGCCCAAGAGCAAGAGCAACCCCGUGAACCUCCAGGCGAAUCCUGCCGUCGUUUCUACCGGGGGACUGGCGGGAAGGCCCGUUCCGCAGACCGGUCGGAGCAAUGGACGGCAAGUGACGCCCUUGAGGAGGCUGACGGGCUCAAAGUCGCGGAGCGUCGGCAACCUGGCACGCAACGACACCACCAGCGCGGUGGCGGCAGCCGCGGCGACGAUAAACGUCGGAGGAAGCGCCCCGCAGCCGGCGAACCCGCGGACCGACAGGGCCCGGCUGCAGGUGCUGUACAAGCCGCCGUUCAAGUUCACGGUGAAGCUGCGCAAAGCCGACAAGGUGGGCCAGGUGCCGGCCACGAGGAGCUCGAACGCCAACCAGCAGCAACCAACAGCGGUCCCGAGGACGGGCGUGCUCGUGCGGACCCUCGCCGAGGGCAAGAAAAUCAAGAGCAGCAAGGGGAGCGCGGCGGUGGCCAAGGAAAGUCGCAAGCGCAAGUCGAAGCCUAAUCGGACCUCCUCGAAGCUCAGCCAAGCGUCUUGCAUCGGCGAGCCGGCCAACUCGGAUCUGCACACCGUGCCCUCGGACCUCGAGGUCCUGCUGUCCGAGAGCGAGUUUUUGUUCUCGGACACGUGAUCGGCGUCGAGGGCCACGGGAGCCCGGUGAGAACCACGUCGUGAUAUCGCACUAGUUGUAAGCUUGUAGCCCGCGGUUGUUUGGAUUAUCGUUUAUUAUAUGAGAUGACCGGUGAUUGAUGAACGAGCUUUUUUUUCCAGUGAUACCGAAUUUUGCCAAUUUAAUUUUUACGAUCCAAACUACCGCGAUUUCAGAAUAGAAGAUGAAUUGUACAUAAACGUGACAGCCGAUUUACGGGAAUCUCCGUCGAUUGCGGUGCGUGUACUUAGUCAAGUGAUCGAUCGAAACUAAGCUCCCCUAGACUCGUUGUAGAUACGAAUGAAACUAAUAAAGGGAGAAAUACUGCCGAGUGCACUCACGUCACGUGUAAGGAAACAAAAGGCAGCGGUGUGAGUUUCGCGCUCUCUUUGUACAUUCGAUGUCUAAGGUUUGCUGUGAUUUUUGUAUUUUGUUUGUUUCUUUUUCUUUUUUGUUCUUUUUUGUUCUUUUUUUUUUUUUCUCCUGCAGGCCUCGUGCGCUCUCUGCAGGUAAAAGCAUGGGAAAAAACGGGCUCGGAGUGGCGAAAAAGUAAAUACAAAAUAAGGUGAUGUUCCUACGAAAGAGAACAGCCACCCUCAGGACUGUAGGCACGCGCGCGCGCAGAACUUUUUCAUUUGUACUUUGGAUGGCCUCUGCGUCUUUUGUUUACCCCCAACCCCCGCUCCCUCUCAAAAAAAAAUAAAUAAAAAACGGAGAACGUCUGCCCUCCGGCUCUUUCUCUCUUUCGGUUGAAUGAAAAGAAACUUGAUAAACUGACUCUUUUCACGUCUUGUAGACAUUCCCUCCCUGUCGUUAAUUUUUUUUUUUUCUUUCUUUUCUUUUAAAUCGCAAGCGCGCUUUUUAUCCACUAGCCAUGGCUUCUUUGGCAAAGUCGAAGCUCGAUAAAUACUUACCCGAUCACUUUGCUUCGGCUUCUUUUUUGUCAAGUCCGCGUGGCCUUUUCGAUACUUUUACGAGAGGACGAGCUUCGGUGGGUUUUAUACAUUUUUUAUUCUUUUUUUGUAUCAUACACUCACAAAAUAAAUAUUUUAUAAGCUAAUUUAGACCUUUCCGUGGACCGAUUUACCCACGAGUUGGUGGAAUGGAAGUUUUCUUGGGUAACUUUUAAAGCGAGAGUACACUUUUUAAUCGACCGUAAAUAAAGAAUCGAUUUCCCAAGGUUUUCAGAUGGUUAUGACUUAUCACCAUUUGAACGGGUGAUAAAUAUCGUUUUUCAAUUUCACGCGUGACAAAAAUACUUUAGAUUCGAGACUGCGUUGAUUUCGUUUAAAGAAUCUCUCUCUUCACUCUCGAAAAACGUAAUCAGGCCCUUCACGUGGUUUUAAACUUAUUCAAAUUAACAUAAUGAAAAUAUAAUUGACUAAAUAUGAAAAAUUACUCGAGUACAAAUGAAAUAACAGGGUAUUGAUUUAAUUUAUUUGAUCACCAAACUGCUUAGUUAUUUUCACGUAGUCAAGCCAUAAAUCUGUGGCAAGUAUCCAACCCUUUGAUGUUGUAAUAGUAUCGAGAAACACCUGGAUUACAGUGCAAUCGACUGGAAAAGCACUUACCUACACGGCCGUGUCACUGUAUAGCUGGUACACCGCGUCGCAAUAACACACGGGACGCGAGAGCGAAUCCGAGGGAGAUUAUCGGCAAAGGAAUCAGGGGUGUGCGCUCACAUUAGCCGGCAGGAGGAUUCGGUCGCGUGGAUGCGCCACUGCACGUGCCAGCCCGUCCUCUUUGCCUCCAUUAAGUAACAACCCUCGUGUAACGUACACCCCGGCGAGUCGAAACAAUCGAAUGGAGACGGGAAACAACGAGGCGAGGGGUGUUACUACGGGAGGACGGAAAAUUGGAAUUUUUAUCUUUACGCCGCAGUAGAUGGUUUCAAUCGAUUGCGCGAGGGAACUGUAUGUAUAUAGCACCGCACCCUUUGGAUAUCGCCUUUUUAAGCCUUGUAAUCUAUUUUGUGCCCCUUCCCCCCUGAUCAAACGUGAUCAAUUACAAUCUAAAGUAAGCAAGUGCACGCGUCUAUGUUUGUACGCGUUACUUCGUCGAUGACUGAAGGUGGUGCAUUGAUUUGGUCGUCGUUUCCUCGAGAUGAUUCUGGUUUGAUUUUUCGAGCUGUAGAGACAAGCGCGUCCAACGAAUAGAGCUUUUAUAACGUUUGGGUGAUAAUUAGACCAAUGUAAAUAAUGCAUUUUUUGCCAUCUUAUCUUUUAUUACUUGACAAAAUUUUUUCAGAAAAAGACACAAGUGAAGAACCAAGGGUGUCAAAAUAUUUGAAAAAUUUUUUAUACAUUUAAAUAUAAAGAAAUUUUUUUAACGUAUUAUCUCAAAGAUGCUUGGAGGUGAGGAAAAAUCACCGCAAAAACAAUGCUUUACAUGUAAUUUUAUUUACAAAUAUUUGAAACUCUAUAGAAUAAUUGUGCACACCCCUGCCUACGGAUACACAUGGAUUUAAAAAUGAAAUUAAAAUUCACGCCUUUGUACGUACGCAUUCGUCUCCUCGCACCCUGUACUCAACAUUUGCAUAUUCAUCUACACCAGCACAGAUGAGGCCGACGUUACGUUUAUUUUUCUCUGUUAAAGCGACAGAAAAAAUAUUUUUGCCAUAAUUUUUAUCUCUAAAAAUGUGCGUCACCUUUUUCCAAAUGAACAAGAAAGUUGAAAAAAACCUUGCAUAAAUAUUUCGUAAAAAUACAAUUUAAAGAAAAAUUGUUCAUACAUAUACAAUAAUACGACGAAUCAAACAAUUCUAAGCUCACUUUCCCUCGCGAUUGAAUCGUACAAUCGGGUAAAAACUCUCUCAUGCACGUAUACACGAAUUCGCAGGAACAGGAUGUUAAUCCGAUCAGUGUAUCCAUACCACACAGCUUGUACGAGCACACAAAAUUGGGGAGGGGCACUCGCGGAUUCACACUCGCUCAACACGAGCUAUCACAGGGUUCCUAACAUUAUAUUAUACACAUUGUACACACAGAAAAAGAGAGAGAGAGAGAGAGAGAGAGAGUGGGUGUACAGUCGGGGUUGGCAUCCCAAAAGACGGACGUUCGUAUGGAUACAAUAAUUCAGAGGCAGCGAUGUAGAUUACGGCACGGCUCUUGCAUGUAAAUAUAUGAGCAAACUAAACUUGAAUCGAGGCAGAAGGAUACACGUCGAGCCCGUACAUAUAUAUGUAUGCAAUUUUGGGGGAGGGGAAUGAGAUCGCACGUGUUUAGGGCAUACAGACGUAGCCGAGGGGAAUGAACAGCCCACCUGUAUGCCAUGGGCGCGCGAGGUCUGUCAUCAUUAUUAUCAUUUUAUUAUUAUUACAAUAAUUAUUGUUGUCGUUAUAAUUAUAUUAGGUAUCUUACAGGGUGCAUAUACGUGUACCUACGCGUUUUGCGGCUGUAUACAUGUGUCGAGAUUUUACGAUUAGUUACAUAUACAUAUACUUAUUAUACAUAUUGAAUCGUGUACACACGCACGCACGUGGGUCGGUGCGUAUAUUAUA
Messenger RNA from Copidosoma floridanum, 7237 nucleotides. Its product is annotated as disintegrin and metalloproteinase domain-containing protein 10. Gene Ontology annotation, molecular function: metalloendopeptidase activity. NCBI's taxonomy places the organism in Eukaryota, Metazoa, Arthropoda, Insecta, Hymenoptera, Encyrtidae. Gene Ontology annotation, biological process: membrane protein ectodomain proteolysis; Notch signaling pathway. Gene Ontology annotation, cellular component: plasma membrane. The record is from RefSeq and is a predicted model, not a curated record.